This is a messenger RNA of Artibeus jamaicensis (Jamaican fruit-eating bat), 2182 nucleotides long. RefSeq names its product transmembrane serine protease 13 (gene TMPRSS13). Gene Ontology annotation, cellular component: membrane. Gene Ontology annotation, molecular function: serine-type endopeptidase activity. The transcript has 14 exons. Gene Ontology annotation, biological process: proteolysis. NCBI's taxonomy places the organism in Eukaryota, Metazoa, Chordata, Mammalia, Chiroptera, Phyllostomidae. The coding region runs from base 34 to 1551 and encodes 505 amino acids. The record is from RefSeq and is a predicted model, not a curated record.
CAAGAAACCUUCCAUGAAGAGGUGCUGCUUGAAAUGAAAUCUGAAGGAACCAGGACCUGUUGGAUGAUGUCACUUCACUUGUUCCUGACACUGAAUGCUUCCCUGGCAAGGACAUCUCCAGCCCGGGCAGCCCCAGCCUGUGCAUCACCUUCCAGGUCAUCAUCUGCCAGGUCAGCCUCUAUAGCAUCCUCUCCAACAAGGGUACACCUUGUUAGAGCAACACCAGUGAGGGCCACACCUAUCCGGACAUCUCCUGCCACAUCAGAACCAGCCACCAGAGCCACUGUAGAGACCCCAGGUGUCAGCUUGCCCAAGUUCACCUGGCAGGAGGGCCAGAAGCGGCUGCCACUCAUCGGAUGUGUCCUCCUCCUCAUUGCCCUGGUGGUGUCUCUUAUCAUCCUCUUCUACUUCUGGCGAGGCCACACAGGAAUCAAGUACAAGGAGCCAGUAGAGAGCUGCUCUGUGCAUGCUGUGCACUGUGAUGGAGUGGUGGACUGCAAGCUGAAGAGUGAUGAGCUGGGCUGUGUGAGGUUUGACUGGGACCAGUCUCUGCUUAAAGUCUACUCUGGGUCAUCCCAUCAGUGGAUUCCUAUCUGCAGUGACAGCUGGAACAACUCUUACUCUGUGAAGACCUGCCAACAACUGGGUUUUGAGAGUGCUUACCGGACAACUGAGGUGGCCUACAGGGGUAUGGCCAGCAGUUUCUCAAUCUCUGAGUACAACUCCACCAUCCAGGAAAGCCUCUACAGGUCUGAGUGCCCUUCCCAGCGGUAUGUCUCUCUUCAGUGUUCCCACUGUGGACUCAGGGCCAUGACUGGGCGGAUUGUGGGAGGGGCACUGGCCCCAGAGAGCAAAUGGCCUUGGCAAGUCAGUCUGCACUACGGCACCACCCACAUUUGUGGGGGCACACUGAUCGACACCCAGUGGGUGCUCACUGCUGCCCACUGCUUCUUUGUGACUCGGGAAAAGAUCCUGGAGGGCUGGAAGGUGUAUGUGGGCACCAACAACCUGCACCAGCUGCCUGAGGCAGCCUCCAUCUCCCAGAUCAUCAUCAAUGGCAACUACACUGAUGAGCAGGAUGACUACGACAUUGCCCUCGUGCGCCUCUCCAAGCCCCUGACCCUGUCUGCUCACAUCCACCCUGCCUGCCUCCCCAUGCAUGGACAGACCUUCGGCCUCAAUGAGACCUGCUGGAUCACAGGCUUUGGCAAGACCAAGGAGACAGAUGAGAAGACAUCCCCCUUUCUCCGGGAGGUGCAGGUCAGCCUCAUAGACUUUCGGAAGUGCAAUGACUACUUGGUCUAUGACAGUUACCUUACCCCAAGGAUGAUGUGUGCCGGGGACCUUCGGGGAGGCAGAGACUCCUGCCAGGGAGACAGUGGGGGGCCCCUCGUCUGUGAGCAGAACAACCGCUGGUACCUGGCAGGAGUCACCAGCUGGGGAACAGGCUGCGGCCAGAGAAACAAACCUGGUGUGUACACUAAAGUGGCAGAACUCCUCCCCUGGAUAUACAGCAAGAUGGAGAGUGAGGGGCGCCUCCAGAAAUCUUAAGUGUCCUGCUCUACCUCACAGCACUGGCUGCUAUAGACUCUGGCCAAAGCGACUGGGCCAUCCGCAACAUCAUCUGGGCUAAAGGCUACCAGACACUUUCAUUACUGCCUCUUCCACUAUCUUCUGCCUCUGAAUAUGCAAUGUGCAUGUGCAUGUGUGCAUAUGUGUGUGUAUGUGAUUGCUCUCCCAAGGUCUUCAGAAACCAGAAUCGCCAUCAGCUCUUUUCAAGCCCCAGGCUGAAAAUAAUAACCUGAAAACAACAGUUUGAAGACAACACAACACCAUGGAGACACCUACAGGUGUGUUCAUAAUGGAUGGAGGGACUAGAGCCCAAGGAAGAGCCUGGAAGGUCGCGUCAAGAAUUCUUGCUUCUCUGACCUCAACUUGGAGACUAGCCCAGAAUGGGCAGCCACUCAGCAGUCCUGGUAGCAUCAGUGCUGUCCAGGGACAGCAACAGCUUUUGCUGGAGUGCCUGGACUGUCCCUAGUAGGGAGAUAUCUCUGUUGACAUUACAAGCAUCCUGUUUUCUCCAACCUCCCGAUAGUGCUGUGUAUGUGGAGAAGCGACUGCACUGUGGCUGGCCAUGUUCACUCCUGUGAACAGGGCUCAUUGUUCCUAUUUGGUCACAGGC